AUGCUGUUGCAGUGGAGUCUCAUCAGAAAAUCAGAAACAGCUGCGCAGAAGCGGCUGCGCAGGAACAGCUGCGCAGAAGCGGCUGCGCAGAAGCGGCUGCGCAGAAGCGGCUGCGCAGAAGCGGCUGCGCAGAAGCGGCUGCGCAGAAGCGGCUGCGCAGAAGCGGCUGCGCAGAAGCGGCUGCGCAGAAACGACUGCGCAGAAACGGCUGCGCAGAAGCGGCUGCGCAGAAGCAGCUGCGCAGAAUCAGCUGCGCAGAAUCAGCUGCGCAGAAGCAGCUGCGCAGAAGCAGCUGCGCAGAAGCAGCUGCGCAGAAACAGCUGCGCAGAAGCAGCUGCGCAGAUACAGCUGCGCAGAUACAGCUGCGCAGAAACGGCUGCGCAGAAACGGCUGCGCAGAAACGGCUGCGCUGAUACGGCUGCGCAGAAACGGCUGCGCAGAAACGGCUGCGCAGAAACGGCUGCGCAGAAGCGGCUGCGCAGAAGUGGCUGCGCAGAAGCGGCUGCGCAGAAGCGGCUGCGCAGAAGCGGCUGCGCAGAAACGGCUGCGCAGAUACGGCUGCGCAGAAACGGCUGCGCAGAAACGGCUGCGCAGAAACGGCUGCGCAGAAACGGCUGCGCAGAAACGGCUGCGCAGAAACGGCUGCGCAGAAACGUAUGCGCAGAAACGGCUGCGCAGAAACGGCUGCGCAGAAACGGCUGCGCAGAAACGGCUGCGCAGAAACGGCUGCGCAGAAACGGCUGCGCAGAAACGGCUGCACAGAAACGGCUGCGCAGAAACGGCUGCGCAGAAACGGCUGCGCAGAAACGGCUGCGCAGAAACGGCUGCGCAGAAACGGCUGCGCAGAAACGGCUGCGCAGAAACAGCUGCGCAGAAACAGCUGCGCAGAAACAGCUGCGCAGAAACAGUGCGCAGAAACAGCUGCGCAGAAACAGCUGCGCAGAAACAGCUGCGCAGAUACAGCUGCGCAGAUACAGCUGCGCAGAUACAGCUGCGCAGAAACAGCUGCGCAGAAACAGCUGCGCAGAUACAGCUGCGCAGAUACAGCUGCGCAGAAACAGCUGCGCAGAAACAGCUGCGCAGAAACAGCUGCGCAGAAACAGCUGCGCAGGAACAGCUGCGCAGGAACAGCUGCUCAGAAACAGCUGCGCAGAAACAGCUGCGCAGAAACAGCUGCGCAGGAACAGCUGCGCAGGAACAGCUGCGCAGAAACAGCUGCGCAGGAACAGCUGCGCAGGAACAGCUGCGCAGGAACAGCUACGCAGGAACAGCUGCGCAGGAACAGCUGCGCAGGAACAGCUGCGCAGGAACAGCUGCGCAGGAACAGCUGCGCAGGAACAGCUGCGCAGGAACAGCUGCGCAGAAACAGCUGCGCAGAAACAGCUGCGCAGAAACAGCGGCGCAGAAACAGCGGCGCAGAAACACUCUAUAGCCUCCGCUGCGCAGAAGCGGCUGCGCAGGAACAGCUGCGCAGAAGCGGCUGCGCAGAAGCGGCUGCGCAGAAGCGGCUGCGCAGAAGCGGCUGCGCAGAAGCGGCUGCGCAGAAGCGGCUGCGCAGAAGCGGCUGCGCAGAAACGGCUGCGCAGAAACGGCUGCGCAGAAACGGCUGCGCAGAAGCGGCUGCGCAGAAGCGGCUGCGCAGAAGCGGCUGCGCAGAAGCGGCUGCGCAGAAGCGGCUGCGCAGAAGCGGCUGCGCAGAAGCGGCUGCGCAGAAGCGGCUGCGCAGAAACGGCUGCGCAGAAACGGCUGCGCAGUAACGGCUGCGCAGAAACGGCUGCGAAGAAACGGCUGCGCAGAAACGGCUGCGCAGAUACGGCUGCGCAGAAACGGCUGCGCAGAAGCGGCUGCGCAGAAGCGGCUGCGCAGAAGCGGCUGCGCAGUAGCGGCUGCGCACAAGCGGCUGCGCAGAAGCGGCUGCGCAGAAGCGGCUGCGCAGAAGCGGCUGCGCAGAAGCGGCUGCGCAGAAGCGGCUGCGCAGAAGCGGCUGCGCAGAAGCGGCUGCGCAGAAGCGGCUGCGCAGAAGCGGCUGCGCAGAAGCGGCUGCGCAGAAGCGGCUGCGCAGAAGCGGCUGCGCAGAAACGGCUGCGCAGAAACGGCUGCGCAGAAACGGCUGCGCAGCAGCAGCUGCGCAGAAGCAGCUGCGCAGAAGCAGCUGCGCAGAAACAGCUGCGCAGAAACAGCUGCGCAGAAACAGCUGCGCAGAAACAGCUGCGCAGAAGCGGCUGCGCAGAAGCGGCUGCGCAGAAGCGGCUGCGCAGAAGCGGCUGCGCAGAAGCGGCUGCGCGGAAGCGGCUGCGCGGAAGCGGCUGCGCGGAAACGGCUGCGCAGAAGCGGCUGCGCAGAAGCGGCUGCGCAGAAGCGGCUGCGCAGAAGCGGCUGCGCAGAAGCGGCUGCGCAGAAGCGGCUGCGCAGAAACGGCUGCGCAGAAACGGCUGCGCAGAAACGGCUGCGCAGAAACGGCUGCGCAGAAACGGCUGCGCAGAAACGGCUGCGCAGAAACGGCUGCGCAGAAACGGCUGCGCAGAAACGGCGGCGCAGAAACGGCUGCGCAGAAACGGCUGCGCAGAAACGGCUGCGCAGAAACGGCUGCGCAGAUACAGCUGCGCAGAUACAGCUGCGCAGAUACAGCUGCGCAGAAACAGCUGCGCAGAUACAAUUGCGCAGAAACAGCUGCGCAGGAACAGCUGCGCAGGAACAGCUGCGCAGAAACAGCUGCGCAGAAACAGCUGCGCAGAAACAGCUGCGCAGGAACAGCUGCGCAGGAACAGCUGCGCAGGAACAGCUGCGCAGAAACAGCUGCGCAGGAACAGCUGCGCAGGAACAGCUGCGCAGGAACAGCUGCGCAGCAACAGCUGCGCAGAAACAGCUGCGCAGAAACAGCUGCGCAGAAACAGCUGCAGAAACAGCUGCGCAGAAACAGCGGCGCAGAAACAGCGGCGCAGAAACAGCGGCGCAGAAACAGCGGCGCAGAAACACUCUAUAGCCUCCGGUUACAGGAGCAAACGGCUGCGCAGGAACAGCUGCGCAGGAACAGCUGCGCAUAAGCGGCUGCGCAUAAGCGGCUGCGCAGAAGCGGCUGCGCAGAAGCGGCUGCGCAGAAGCGGCUGCGCAGAAGCGGCUGCGCAGAAGCGGCUGCGCAGAAGCGGCUGCGCAGAAGCGGCUGCGCAGAAGCGGCUGCGCAGAAGCGGCUGCGCAGAAGCGGCUGCGCAGAAGCGGCUGCGCAGAAGCGGCUGCGCAGAAGCGGCUGCGCAGAAGCGGCUGCGCAGUAGCGGCUGCGCAAAACGGCUGCGCAGAAACGGCUGCGCAGAAGCGGCUGCGCAGAAGCGGCUGCGCAGAAGCGGCUGCGCAGAAGCGGCUGCGCAGAAGCGGCUGCGCAGAAGCGGCUGCGCAGAAGCGGCUGCGCAGAAGCGGCUGCGCAGAAGCGGCUGCGCAGAAGCGGCUGCGCAGAAGCGGCUGCGCAGAAGCGGCUGCGCAGAAGCGGCUGCGCAGAAACGGCUGCGCAGAAACGGCUGCGCAGAAACGGCUGCGCAGAAACGGCUGCGCAGAAACGGCUGCGCAGAUACGGCUGCGCAGGAACGGCUGCGCAGGAACGGCUGCGCAGGAACGGAUGCGCAGGAACGGCUGCGCAGGAACGGCUGCGCAGGAACGGCUUCGCAGGAACGGCUGCGCAGCAGCGGCUGCGCAGAAGCGGCUGCGCAGAAGCGGCUGCGCAGAAGCGGCUGCGCAGUAGCGGCUGCGCAGAAGCGGCUGCGCAGAAGCGGCUGCGCAGAAGCGGCUGCGCAGAAGCGGCUGCGCAGAAGCGGCUGCGCAGAAGCGGCUGCGCAGAAGCGGCUGCGCAGAAGCGGCUGCGCAGAAGCGGCUGCGCAGAAGCGGCUGCGCAGAAGCGGCUGCGCAGAAGCGGCUGCGCAGAAACGGCUGCGCAGAAACGGCUGCGCAGAAACGGCUGCGCAGGAACGGCUGCGCAGAAACGGCUGCGCAGAAACGGCUGCGCAGAAACGGCUGCGCAGAAACGACUGCGCAGAAACGGCUGCGCAGAAGCAGCUGCGCAGAAGCAGCUGCGCAGAAUCAGCUGCGCAGAAGCAGCUGCGCAGAAGCAGCUGCGCAGAAGCAGCUGCGCAGAAGCAGCUGCGCAGAAACAGCUGCGCAGAAACAGCUGCGCAGAUACAGCUGCGCAGAUACAGCUGCGCAGAUACAGCUGCGCAGAAACGGCUGCGCAGAAACGGCUGCGCAGAAACGGCUGCGCAGAAACGGCUGCGCAGAAACGGCUGCGCUGAUACGGCUGCGCAGAAACGGCUGCGCAGAAACGGCUGCGCAGAAACGAAUGCGCAGAAGCGGCUGCGCAGAAGCGGCUGCGCAGAAGCGGCUGCGCAGAAGCGGCUGCGCAGAAGCGGCUGCGCAGAAGCGGCUGCGCAGAAACGGCUGCGCAGAUACGGCUGCGCAGAAACGGCUGCGCAGAAACGGCUGCGCAGAAACGGCUGCGCAGAAACGGCUGCGCAGAAACGGCUGCGCAGAAACGGCUGCGCAGUAACGGCUGCGCAGAAACGGCUGCGCAGAAACGGCUGCGCAGAAACGUAUGCGCAAAAACGGCUGCGCAGAAACGGCUGCGCAGAAACGGCUGCGCAGAAACGGCUGCGCAGAAACGGCUGCGCAGAAACGGCUGCGCAGAAACGGCUGCGCAGAAACGGCUGCGCAGAAACGGCUGCGCAGAAACGGCUGCGCAGAAACGGCUGCGCAGAAACGGCUGCGCAGAAACGGCUGCGCAGAAACGGCUGCGCAGAAACAGCUGCGCAGAAACAGCUGCGCAGAAACAGCUGCGCAGAAGCAGCUGCGCAGAAACAGCUGCGCAGAAGCAGCUGCGCAGAAACAGCUGCGCAGAAACAGCUGCGCAGAAACAGCUGCGCAGAAACAGUGCGCAGAAACAGCUGCGCAGAAACAGCUGCGCAGCAACAGCUGCGCAGAUACAGCUGCGCAGAUACAGCUGCGCACAUACAGCUGCGCAGAAACAGCUGCGCAGAAACAGCUGCGCAGAUACAGCUGCGCAGAUACAGCUGCGCAGAAACAGCUGCGCAGAAACAGCUGCGCAGAAACAGCUGCGCAGAAACAGCUGCGCAGAAACAGCUGCGCAGGAACAGCUGCACAGAAACAGCUGCGCAGAAACAGCUGCGCAGAAACAGCUGCGCAGGAACAGCUGCGCAGGAACAGCUGCGCAGAAACAGCUGCGCAGGAACAGCUGCGCAGGAACAGCUACGCAGGAACAGCUGCGCAGGAACAGCUGCGCAGGAACAGCUGCACAGGAACAGCUGCGCAGGAACAGCUGCGCAGGAACAGCUGCGCAGGAACAGCUGCGCAGGAACAGCUGCGCAGAAACAGCUGCGCAGAAACAGCUGCGCAGAAACAGCGGCGCAGAAACAGCGGCGCAGAAACACUCUAUAG
Molecule: messenger RNA, 5433 nt
Organism: Schistocerca nitens (vagrant locust)
Lineage: Eukaryota; Metazoa; Arthropoda; Insecta; Orthoptera; Acrididae
Product: trichohyalin-like
Exons: 4
Coding region: 1-5433 (1810 amino acids)
Source: RefSeq, a predicted model, not a curated record